Messenger RNA from Nanorana parkeri, 4075 nucleotides. RefSeq names its product AF4/FMR2 family member 4 (gene AFF4). Gene Ontology annotation, biological process: regulation of gene expression. The transcript has 22 exons. The record is from RefSeq and is a predicted model, not a curated record. Gene Ontology annotation, cellular component: nucleus; super elongation complex. NCBI's taxonomy places the organism in Eukaryota, Metazoa, Chordata, Amphibia, Anura, Dicroglossidae. Bases 476 to 3898 code for a protein of 1140 amino acids.
UGCGUCGUCGGGCACGGAGUACCCGGCUGGCGCCUAGGAGCAGAGACAGUCCCAUUUCGAGGCCUUGGAAGCGCCGCCUGUGGUACGUCACGUGACUGGAGGGGAGCCCCUCCCAACACUAGCUGAGAGACACCGAGACCGGGCGAGAGCAGAGAAACCGGGAGCUACCGAGCCGGAGGCUUUUCCAGCACCGGAAGGGGAGAGACACUCGGCGGGCAAAGAAUGAGGAGCUCAGCCGCCGAAGGGACACUUGAAGCGCAGCCGAGCUGCUGAGAGACGACACACUGGGCUAAUCUCCCGUAUUGUCGGUGGGGGAGGAGGAAGGAGCAUAGUCUGCUGUGGCAGCGCCCGGGCCGGAGGCCUCACGGGAGGAGGAGCUGAAGGUCCAGUUGUGGGAAGGACAAACUUUCAGAAGCAUGGUUGAAGCGCAGACUUUCAUUCUGCACACAAUCGGAGCGGUGGUGAUAAAUGCAAUAUGAACCGUGAAGAACGGAACGUGCUGCGUAUGAAAGAAAGGGAAAGGCGAAAUCAAGAAAUUCAGCAGGGCGAAGAGACCUUUCCAUCUACCUCUCCUCUCUUUGCUGAACCUUAUAAAGUUACAAGCAAGGAAGAUAAAUUAUCAAACCGUAUCCAGAGCAUGCUGGGAAACUACGAUGAGAUGAAAGAAAUGAUAAGUGACCGACCUUUGCCGAUUGAGAUUCCCAAGCACACUGUCCCACCCCCACCCUCCGAUGAGAAAUCUGGACAGGGUUUCUUUACAGAUCAGAGACAUAGUAACUCUCACCAGAGCAGUAAAUGGACUCCUGUGGGACCUGCACCUAGCACUUCUCAGUCCCAGAAACGGUCCUCGUCUAGUGCCCAGGGAGGACACAGCAGGAGCAGCGGCGGCAGCAGCAGUCAAAGGCACGACAGGGAGUCUUACAGCAGCAGUCGUAAAAAAGGGCAACAUGGAUCAGAUCAUUCUAAAUCUCGUUCCAUUAGUCCCGCAAAACAGUCUGCAUUAAGUUCUAGUCAUUCCCGUUCUCAUGGGAAUGAUCACCAUAGCAAGGAUCGGCCACGUUCGAAAUCUCCAAGGGAUCCUGAUGCUAACUGGGAUUCUCCUUCUCGAGCACCUUCAUUUUCAAGUGGGCAGCACUCCACCCAGGCUUUCCCCCCAUCGUUAAUGUCCAAGUCUAGCUCAAUGCUGCAGAAACCUACGGCUUAUGUACGGCCCAUGGACGGGCCAGAGUCUGUGGAACCAAAACUGUCUUCUGAACACUACAGCAGCCAGUCUCAAAGCAACAGUAUGAGUGAACUGAAAUCAAACAGCAAAGCACAUUUAACAAAGUUGAAGAUACCUUCCCAGCCUCUGGAUGCUUCUGCAUCCGGUGAUGUUAGCUGUGUGGAUGAAAUUCUAAAAGAAAUGACGCAUUCAUGGCCUCCACCCUUGACUGCGAUUCACACCCCUUGCAAAACUGAGCCCUCUAAAUUCCCCUUCCCAACAAAGGAAUCACAGCAACCUAGCUUUGCCACUACUGAACAAAAGCGAUACACUGCAUCAGCCAGAGCUUCCAAUGGACAUCAGUCUAAACCUAGUCUGAAAGAAGACUUGAAGUUAAGCAGCAGUGAAGAUAGUGAUGCAGAUCAGGACUGUGAUAAGACUGUACCAACCAACACACCGGGAAGUAACUCAGAGCCGUCCCAAAAUAAUAGUGAAGGAGCUGACAAUUCCAGGGAUGAUUCCAGUAGCCACAGUGGGUCAGAGAGCAGCUCAGGCUCCGAUUCUGAGAGCGAGAGCAGCUCUAGUGACAGCGAGGCUAACGAACCAUCACGUAGUGCAUCACCUGAGCCUGAACCUCCACCUUCAAAUAAGUGGCAGUUGGACAAUUGGUUGAAUAAAGUGAACCCACACAAAGUGUCUCCAGCAUCUUCAGUAGAAAGCAAUAUUCCAUCAUCACAAGGUUACAAAAAGGAGGUCCAAGAGCUGGGUACUGGAACUGGCUAUACAGAACCUAGUGGACCAAAGGAGUCCAGUGCUUCUACACCAGUCCGAGAAACCAAGGCUGCACAGAAGGGUUCUGAGGGGAGCCGGGGAAGACAGAAGUCUCCAGCCAACAGUGAGAGUGCAACUCAACGAAGAAAUUUUGGAAAGAAACAACCAAACAAACCAGCAGUCGAGGCGCCAAGAAGGGAACUCAAAGUGGAAAGUGUCACUACUGCAGAAACAACCACCAAUUUGCCUCCUAAUAGACACAAGGCAGCCACAAAGGGUUUACGAAAACCCAAUAUAAAAAAAGAGCCCAAGUCAUCUCCCCGGCAGGCAACUGAGAGGAAAAAGUACAAGACUGCAAAACCAUCUCAGAAAUCCAAGGAAUUUAUUGAAACUGAUACCUCAUCCUCUGAUUCAGAUGAAAUUGAGAGCCUUCCUCCUUCAUCCCAAACCCCCAAAUAUUCAGAGAGCAAUAGGACUCCUCCAGCCAAACCUUCCACUGAGGAGGAUGAUAGCUUUUUCCGACAGCGAUUGUUCUCUCCUAUGGAAGAGAAGGAGCUUCUUUCACCACUAAGUGAACCUGAGGACAGAUACCCUCUUAUUGUAAAAAUUGACUUGAGCCUAUUAACUCGAAUACCAGGGAGACCUGUUAAGGACACAGAACCACCUAAGGUUGAAAAGGCUGCUCCUGAAAAACAUCCAAAAGAAAACCAGAAGCAAACUGAAAAAACAUCAACCAGUGGAAAGAGGAAACACAAGAUUGAUGAUGAAUCCAGGGGGAAUGAUAGCAAGAAACCAAAGCUAGAAGAAAAAGCAUCAAGCCACAAGUCAUCUAGCAGAGAGUCAUCCAAGCAGAAUCCAGUAAAAGAGAAAGAUCCUCUGCCAUCUCCAGCUCAACCCGUGCAGCAGAAAGAUGCCAAGACAGAGCAUGGGACACGGAAAAGAUCAGCCAGUCAGUCAUCCUCUUUGAAGUCUAGCAGCAGCGGCAGCACUAAGGAGAGCAGCACCAAGAGCAGUUCUUCUGCUAAGCAAAGAAAGACUGAAGGAAAAAGCUCUAGCAGUGCGAAAGAACCCAAGGAAAAAACAUCAAAUACUGCUGCUGCUGCCUUAGCCUUCAUACCACCGAUUGAUAGCAAGUCACGAAGGGCCAAGCUUUCAUUCGAAGACAGAAACCAUUCAGCUGAUCAUUACCUGCAGGAGGCAAAGAAACUGAAGCACAAUGCAGAUGCUUUGUCUGAUAGAUUUGAAAAAGCAGUAUACUACUUGGAUGCAGUCGUGUCUUUUAUUGAGUGUGGGAAUGCACUGGAGAAGAGUGUCCAAGAAGCAAAGUCUCCAUUUCCUAUGUAUUCAGAAACCGUGGAACUCAUUAAGUAUACUAUGAAGCUGAAGAGUUAUUCUGCUCCAGAUGCUACUGCGGCUGAUAAAAGGCUUGGUGUUCUUUGUCUCAGGUGCCAGUCUCUUCUGUACUUGAGGUUGUUUAAACUGAAGAAGGAGAGUGCAUUGAAGUAUUCCAAAACAUUAACUGAGCAUUUGAAAAACUCUUACAGUAAUUCACAAGCCCCAUCACCUGGUUUGGGAAGCAAGUCUGUAAGUAUGCCUUCGCCAGUGUCCCCAAAGCUGUCACCUGGCAACUCCAACAGCUAUACCUCCAGUGUGUCCAGUUCCUCAGGUGGUUCAUCGUCCGUAACUAUUCCACACAGGAUACAUCAGAUGGCAGCCAGCUACGUUCAAGUCACAUCCAACUUCCUUUUUGCCACUGAAAUUUGGGACCAGGCAGAACAGCUCUGUAAAGAGCAAAGUGAGUUUUUUACGGAAUUGGACAAAGUAAUGGGCCCCUUGGUCUUUAACGCAAGCACCAUGACAGAACUGGUACGAUACACCCGUCAAGGCCUGCAUUGGUUGCGUUUAGAUGCCAAGUUAAAACAUUAAGGACCUAAGGAAAUUGGACCCUAAACUUUUUCUUUCUUGCUGCCUCUAAUUUUUUUGACAACACUGUGUCCUGUUGAGAAGGAAGACUGCCAUAAUAUACCAUUUGGCUGGCACUGAGGACAAAUUGCUCUGCACAUCUUGGUUUCAGCCAUAUCCAUGACAACACUUUGCUGAUCA